CGAAUAAGUAUCAGCAUGGUGAACGUAUUCGUAUUUGUCUGUGGACUGGUACUCGUCAGUGCCGCACAACUAAAAGACGGAUAUGUUCCACAGGAUUACCAGCGUCUAAUGGAGCUGCGCUCGCUGGGAGUAGAGUUUGCCGAACAUUUCCGCAAUGCAACGCUCUCGGACUUGGAUCUUUUUCACCCACGAGUACCCAGUCAAGAGGAUCUGCUGUGUCUGGCGGACAUGGCUCAAUUCAUGCAGGCAUUGACAGCUGGACAAUUGUGGGCACUGAAGAUGAUCGAUGCCUGGGGCUCUAUUCCCUCGGGUCUACUCUACGGCAACGCAUUUCAUCUCGGUAACUUCGAUGAGUGCGUCAAAAUCAGCAAGGAAGUCACCAGCAGUCACCGCAUAAGUGGAAAGUACUGUUUUCUCAUCGUACCCAUUAGCUCUACAAGUCAGAGUGCGGCGCUAGGAUCCAGUACUCUGAGGAUAGGGUCUUGUUUUCCGGCUUCAUGCUCUGCCGCUCAUAUGGAUACGUUUAUUGGCCAAUUGAUGCAGAAACUAUUCAACUCGAGUAGCACAAGCAUAAGAAUUAGCGAGACCAGCUGCCAGACAAAUGAAUCGAAACCCUGGAAUGGCAUGCAAAUUUUCACAGUUGUGCUUCUUGGCCUUAUGGGUUCUAUUGUGGCAUUGUGCACAAUGUACGACUACUUCUUGUGUCAGGAUCAAAACCGGGUUCCAGUGGCUGUGAAAAUUUUCUCGGCACGUGCCAGUUCCCGCGCUGUCUUCCGCAUUGUGGACAGCAAAUCGAAUCCGAAUAUUAUUAGUUGCCUGGAUGGAAUCCGAUGCAUGUCCUUGAUCUGGGUGAUUUUUGGCCACGAAUAUAUAUUUUCGCUAAUUUCGCCGAAUAUUAAUAAUCUCUUUGUUAUUUCGUGGGCCGUCCAACCCUUUUCCAGCUUUAUUCUGCACGGGUUUUUUUCAGUAGACUCAUUUUUCUUUAUCGGUGGCCUUCUGGUGGCAAUGGUUGCGCUUCGAUCCAUGGAAAAAUCCAAGGGAAAGCUGAAUGUGCCGUUGAUGUACCUGCAUCGGUUCAUUCGAAUUGUUCCGAUCUUGGCAGUGGCCAUUCUUGUGUACAUGAAUCUGAUGACUCUUAUCACAGACGGACCACUAGCCUCUGCGGAGUAUCAUGGCAAAGAAGCCUGCGAAAAAGGAUGGUUCUGGACGCUGUUGUUUGUGCAAAACUAUGCAACAAACAAUAUUUGCCUUGAUCAUUCCUGGUACUUGGCCGUAGAUAUGCAACUGUACAUCAUCUCUCCGCUUCUCCUGAUUGCUCUCUAUAAGUGGGGAAAGAAGGCAGCCGCUGGCAUUGUGGUACUAAUAGUGCUAGUCUCGUGUUGCCUUUUUGCCACAAUGAUGGUCAACAAUUUCUCAAUGCUCAUGAAGAACCGAGUAAAGAGUGAAGAAGAUGGUGACAAGAAACUGUACUUUGCCACGCAUACGCAUGCGGCUCCUUGGCUGAUUGGAUUUGUCUUUGGGUACUUCCUCCACCUUAAUAGGGGAAAGAAAUUCCAGUUAAGCCGGAUUGCCGUGUGGUCCGGAUGGUUGCUUAGCCUUGCAAUGAUCUUCACAUCGAUCUUCGCAUUGUAUCCUGCUGCCCAGUGGAAUGCUCCGCCGUUGUCCACUCUCGAAGAGUCUUUCUACUACACACUCACCCGAGUGGCAUGGCCAUUGGCCCUUUGCUGGAUCGUCUUCGCCUGUAUGCAGGGCCAUGGUGGUCUGGCAAAUAGUUUUCUAUCCUCCCCGAUGUGGCAGCCUCUCUCCAGGCUCUCCUAUUCCGUGUACAUCUGGCACAUGUUCUUCCAGGUAGUAAAUUACAGGAUCCUACGGACCAAUACCUAUAUAUCGGAUUACAAUGUGAUGCUGAAGUUCUGGUCCGACUUUGGAUUCACUCUAUUGAUGUCGUAUGUGUUAUACAUUAUAAUUGAGGCACCUUUGGGCGGAAUCGAUAGUCUUCUACGACUCAUGAGGAAAAGUGUUUCAGCCGAUGUACAGCCGCAUCAAUUGAAUGACGGAAGGAAUGUGGAUAAGCCCGAAGUGCCCAGGGAAGCGGAAAAAACGACUGCCUCUGAAUGGCAAUAGAUGCUAAUACCUAAAUGUGUUACAGUACAUCAAGUAAAAAUUGUUUUGUUU
Molecule: messenger RNA, 2175 nt
Organism: Drosophila subobscura
Lineage: Eukaryota; Metazoa; Arthropoda; Insecta; Diptera; Drosophilidae
Product: nose resistant to fluoxetine protein 6-like
Exons: 9
Coding region: 16-2124 (702 amino acids)
Molecular function (GO): acyltransferase activity, transferring groups other than amino-acyl groups
Source: RefSeq, a predicted model, not a curated record